This is a messenger RNA of Frankliniella occidentalis (western flower thrips), 603 nucleotides long. RefSeq names its product facilitated trehalose transporter Tret1-like. Gene Ontology annotation, biological process: transmembrane transport. The record is from RefSeq and is a predicted model, not a curated record. Gene Ontology annotation, cellular component: membrane. Gene Ontology annotation, molecular function: transmembrane transporter activity. NCBI's taxonomy places the organism in Eukaryota, Metazoa, Arthropoda, Insecta, Thysanoptera, Thripidae.
GAGGCUGGCGCGUUCGACGCGCACGUGGCGAGCAUCGUGGUGGCCGCCGUGGAAGUGGUGGCUGCCGUGGUGUCCAUGGGCUUGGUGGACCGGCUGGGCCGGCGCGUGCUUUUGAUGAUAUCCGCUGUCAGCAUGGCAAUCUGCACGGGCACCAUGGGUUUCUACUUCUACUUCAAGGACUUCAAGGGCGAAGAUUUGUCCAGCAUCUCGGGGAUUCCUGUCCUCGUUGUGUCCGUGUACAUGUUCACGUUCUCCAUCGGCUUCGGCCCCGUCAUCUGGGUGAUCCUGGGCGAGAUCUUCCCGGACAGUGUGAAGGGCACUGCGUCGGGCGUGGCGGCCGGUGUGGGCUGGUUCUUUUCAUUCGUCGUGACCAAGUUCUACCCGACCUUUUCGGAAUCGUUGGGCGAGUACACGUGCUACUGGACCUUCUUCGCGCUCUGCAUCCUGUCCUGUUUUUACAUAGGCAUUUUCUUGCCCGAGACCAAGGGAAAGACCUUGGACGAAAUACAGGCUGACAUGUGACGACGAAUCUUACCUAUUUGUAAAGAAAUUUGUAAAAUAUAUUUUUUUAAAUAUUUGUAAAAAAAGGGUUGUCAAGAUUAU